AUGGCCCAUCUGCUUGGUUGGAAAGAUAUCCUUAGGCCAAUCCGCGACGGAUACCGCCAUCUCUUUCCUACCCCCGACACUGGGCCAACGCCUGAAGAGCGACGCAGACAGCGCCAAGUAGAUCGCCUGAAGGGCUUCGCCUACUUCGAUACAUUCGACCAGUUGGAGUCGUGGAAGGAAGACGAUUCUGAUCCGCUGCAACGAGCCAACACGCCGCUGCUACGCGGGACCGACGGCAUUGAGAGGGGCGGCGUCGUCAAAGCCCCCGUUCUAUUGAUCCAUGACUACUCUGGCAAUUACCAUGACUACGAAAGCGUCAACGCUGUUGACGUGGACAGAGAGUUUUAUUCGUGUGAAUACCUCCAGUUUGUUGAUACCUUCAUUUACUUCUCGCAUAAGUUGGCUUGCGUUCCGCCGCCUACAUGGAUCAAUUUGCUUCAUAGAAAUGGCGUCGAGGUGCUGGGAACGCUGUUGAUUGAGCCGCAGACUGAGGGUUCGGAACGUUUGUUACAUCAUACGUUUGACCAAGCCGGAGAGAUGCACUUCCCCAUGGCGAAGAAACUAGCUAGCAUCGCGACGCACUUUGGCUUCGAUGGCUGGCUAGUCAACAUCGAGAAGCCGUUUCCAAGCGAAUCGUGGAGUGCAAAGCUUCUCGAAGCCUUCCUGCUCCAGUUGAAAGCCAACCUAGGAGUCGGCCUCGACGCUGGCAGGCGGCUCAUAUGGUACGACGCCCUCACCACCUCCAACAAAAUCUCUUACCAGAAUCAAGUCAACAACUCCAACAUGGACUUUGCCUGUGCAUGCAGCAACAUACUCACAAACUAUUGCUGGAAAGAUCUCGACGUCUCCGAAUCAAUAAAGUGGUGCUUGUACAGCAAAUUCCUACCCAAGGGAAACAUCUACUUCGGUGUGGAUGUCUGGGCACAAAACAAGUCUGAUUUCAGGCAUCCGCGCGUUACAUGGCCAGAGGUUGGAGGUGGCGGCACCAAUACCGGGAUGGCUGUGGCGAAAAUGGCCGACUAUGGCUUGCCAGUAGGUAUCUUUGCGCCCGCGUGGUCGUUUGAGCAUUUCCCAGAUCAUGGACGCCAUCUUGAACGUGCUGUCUGGGAAGGUGAGUCGCUGCCAGAGAACAUCCAGUGUAGCUGCGGAGAUUGCGAAUUUCGGCAUCCGCUGAACAGAGAGUGGCCUAUUUUGCGUACGGCGAAGGAGCGCGUGGCGGGCUCAGAGCAUUUGCUCUACACGGAUUUUAGUCGUGCUUUCGGAACAUAUCGAGAAAAGGCAAACGACAAGCUCGAUGGCUACAACAUACACGCACAGCUAGGCCAGCAAUCCGUACUGCCUCGUCCAGCCAUCCUCGCACCUGGUUCGGGAGCCGUCACACUCUCAUACCGCAUCGAGAAUGAACAAAACAACCACAUCCUAGUAAUCACCGCAACACAGAACCGCCCAACCGAUUCGGAAACGAUAGAAGAACACCUUCCCCUCUAUAAACUUGACAUGCCCGCAGAUGGCUCCCUCCAUCUUUCCGCCGUACCAAGCCCGGCAUCCCCAUCCUACAUAACCCCACAAACAAGAGAUGCGGUCAUAAGCAUCUAUUUCAAAACCACGCAAGGGACGCACUACCUCCCGUCACCUUUGUCCAGCGAUCCGCAACGAUUAAUUGACCAAGUACCCAACGCCCGUAUCCGUGAACUAGGCGUCCACCUAAAGGGGCAUUGGGGCGCCCCAGUCGGCGAAACUGUACGAGUACUGGGCAUUAGAGAUAUAUGCAUUACGCCCCGCUUCACGCUGCAUCAUACACCCGUCUUUGAAAUUGCGGACCUCAAGCUGGUACAGUGCGGGCAAGAGCAAGGCGAGGAAGACCAUAUAGUUCGAUUAACGUGGAAGACUGAAGGAGCGCUUGGGAGCGAGUGGGUUGAUAAAGGGAUGGUGCUUAGUCAUGUGACCGGGCCCAUGGCGUGGUUUGUUGUUCGAGUGGGCGGGGUGGUGGUGGGUAGGAUGUAUGCGUUAGAGUGUAUUUUGGACAAGAAGGUCGUGGAAGCACACGCUGGGCAGGAAGUCGAGGUUGAAGUCACAGGGUUUGGUUUCGAUGGGUACAAGCUUGCGGAGAAGAAGAGUCCGGCGAAACGCAAAGCCGAGAAGGACAUAUCGCCGCUGAAAGCGAAGAAGACAAGUAUAGAGACAAAAACAAAGACGAUAGUUCCUGCGUAUCAUCUCACCCCAUCAAGACAGGAUGAGUCUGGAGAGAUUGUAUGGCCCGCGAGAAAAGAGCAGAUUAAACGCGCCCGGGAAAUCAUCAGAAACUGCGCCUCAGCCCAGAAGCCAACCGUCAUCCUCCCCGACAAGGAUGCAGACGGACUCUCAUCUGGCGCCAUACUUCACCAUACCCUCACAGCUCUAGGUCUACCACCUGAUCUCAUAUCCGUGUAUUUCCCACCAAAAGGCUCAAACGUACAUGAUGAAAGUACAAAGGAAGCUUUGACAAAACUAUCUCCAUCAUACAUCUUCAUACUAGACCAAGGCAGCAGGGAAACGCCACCAGUCGUCGACUUGCCGCAUACAUGCCUCGUCGUAGACCACCACUUUGCCGACGAAGGAGGAUUUCCAAAAGGCAGCGAUUACGUGACAGCUCACGACUGUCCGCCUGUCGCGACUAGUGCGCUGUUGACGUACACAAUCUGCUUACCACUCCAUCCGGAUCUCAACGACAAAGUGUCUUGGUUGUGUGCACUAGGAACCCACGGCGACCUGGGUAGUAGCAUAAAAUGGGAACCCCCUUUCCCCAACCUAACCGCAACUUUCAAAUCCCAUUCCAAGAAAUCCAUCAACGACGCUGUAGCCCUAGUCAACGCACCACGGCGGUCGGCAGCCUACAACGUGCAGGAUGCCUGGGAUGCCGUCCUAUCUGCCACCAGCCCCUUGGACAUUGCAAAGAAUGAAAAACUUCACACCGCUUCCCUAGAAGUACGCCGUGAGACGGAGCGAUGCACACAUACGCCCCCUAAAUUCUCAGCCGACGCUACAAUCGCCGUUCUCACGAUAUCUUCUGCCGCGCAGAUUCAUCCUGUCAUUGCUACAAGAUGGUCUGGUACGCUCAAGUCGAAUAAGUUGGAGGUUGUCAUGUGCGCGAAUGAAGGCUAUCUUCCUGAUAAAGUCAACUUUUCCUGUCGUGUUGCCAAGUGUGCGCGGGCGAGGGGAGGAGAGGACAAAGUCAACAUCAUCAGCAAGCUAGAGAGCAUAGUUGCUGACGAUUCUGAACUGAGAAGUAGGUUGGGUGAAAGCUUCGCAAGAGGGCACAAAGAAGCUAGUGGGGGUAUCGUGGGGAAGGGAGAGUGGGAGGAGUUUAAGAAGCUGAUGGGUAUUGGAGAAGCGGCGAAGAAGAAGGCGGAUGCUAAGAAAGAGAAGGAGAAGCCUGCACAGAAGAAUACCUUGGCGAAUUAUUUCGCGAAGAAAGAGAAGGUAAAGGUAGAGGGUGCGUGA
This is a messenger RNA of Alternaria burnsii, 3480 nucleotides long. RefSeq names its product glycoside hydrolase family 85 protein. NCBI's taxonomy places the organism in Eukaryota, Fungi, Ascomycota, Dothideomycetes, Pleosporales, Pleosporaceae. The coding region runs from base 1 to 3480 and encodes 1159 amino acids. The transcript has 5 exons. The record is from RefSeq and is a predicted model, not a curated record. Gene Ontology annotation, molecular function: mannosyl-glycoprotein endo-beta-N-acetylglucosaminidase activity. Gene Ontology annotation, biological process: protein deglycosylation. Gene Ontology annotation, cellular component: cytoplasm.